Messenger RNA from Salvia miltiorrhiza (redroot sage), 773 nucleotides. RefSeq names its product dirigent protein 21-like. Bases 46 to 627 code for a protein of 193 amino acids. The record is from RefSeq and is a predicted model, not a curated record. The transcript has a single exon. Lineage: Eukaryota; Viridiplantae; Streptophyta; Magnoliopsida; Lamiales; Lamiaceae.
CUAUAAGUAGUUGACAGUUCCUAAUUAAGCUGAUAUACAAUUUGCAUGCACAAAAAUACCACCAAGGAAAUAAAAAUGACAAUUUUUGUAGUAUUUUGGACAAUAAUGAUAGUAGCCACGGCAACUUCCAAUCCCAUAGACCAAAGCCCCAAAGCCGUCGGAAAAUGGGCGGAGAGUCUCCGGCGAGAAAAGCUGACGAAGCUCCACUUCUUCUGCCACCACCUCCACGGCGCAACAGCCGUGUCCAUCGCCAAAGCCCCCACCACCGACGCCUCGCCGACGCUCUUCGGCUUGCUCGACACGCGGGAUGACCCCGUGACGGUGGGGCCGGAGAAGUCGUCGGAGCGCGUGGGGUACGCGCAGGGGAUCUCCGCGGCGGCGUCGCUGCAGGAGAUCUCCUCCUUCGACCCCUUCACUAUUCUCUUCACGAACCGAGAGUUCAACGGCAGCACCCUGGCGGUCAUGGGCAGCUGCCCGCUCUCCAGCCCGGCUUGCGAGGCCGCGGUGAUCGGCGGCAGCGGUUUUUUCCGGCUGGCGCGUGGGGUCCUCACCACCAAAGCCUACUAUCUCAAUUUCACAACGGGGGCGGCUAGUGUUGAGAUUAACGCUAUGCUUCUGCAUUACUAAUGAUCACUUCCAUCCAUUUUAUUAUAUUAUGUGUUUCAACUUUAUCUUGAUUUGAUUGGUCUGUGGUUAAAUUUUAUGGUUUGCUUGAGUUGUUUGUUUCUUUGGUUGUUUUUAAAUUUUUACUACAUUCAAAUUUUAAUUUUUAA